This is a messenger RNA of Sycon ciliatum, 2835 nucleotides long. RefSeq names its product transmembrane prolyl 4-hydroxylase-like. The coding region runs from base 357 to 2018 and encodes 553 amino acids. Gene Ontology annotation, cellular component: endoplasmic reticulum. The record is from RefSeq and is a predicted model, not a curated record. The transcript has 9 exons. Gene Ontology annotation, biological process: peptidyl-proline hydroxylation to 4-hydroxy-L-proline. Gene Ontology annotation, molecular function: calcium ion binding; iron ion binding; L-ascorbic acid binding. Lineage: Eukaryota; Metazoa; Porifera; Calcarea; Leucosolenida; Sycettidae.
GAGCUUGAUAAUGAAAGGCAGGAGAAAAUGCGGACAAAUGCGGAUAGAUCAAAGAAUUGGCAUAAAUUGGUAAAGUUCGUCAUUUUUACAAUCAUUGUAGUGUAGAUGCUGGGAUCGGAGCUGAGAUUAGUCUUGGCAGUAACACUAACAGAUUGCCGAGUGUGCUAGAUCAAUAGAAUAGAGAGCGACGAAGGCUGCCCUGUACAUCGACUUCAGCAAGUCACUCUCGUGCCAAUGGCUGCUUUGCAUUUACUGGUAUUGUAAUACGGCUGGCAUUCAGCGUCUCUCGUAGUGAAUGUCGAGCAAGAGUAUUCUGCUUACAUACCGGGCAUAGCUUCGGACAACAGUGCCCAGCGAUGAAGCCAUACACUAGCGCACCCUUUGCUCAGUAUCUGCUAGCGGUCAUCGCAACACCCCUGCUAAUACUGCUACAAGUGAAUGUUUGGGAGGCUACCGGCCAAGAAGGAGGUGGUACCGGUAAGGUGCUCACACACAUGGCUGCAUUCCCUGGCAAUGUCAUGGACCUCGCCGAUCCGAAAACCAUCAGCCUGCCUCGCCUGGACGGCGUACAUGUAGGGCACGCGCGGAGCAUACGCGUACCUAGCUUGAACCCGGACGGCAGCCAUGCAGGCUCCCGCACAAGAACACUGGUAAUGAGGACUAUCAGCAUGACUCCGUUAGUGUUUGAAAUUGAACACUUUCUCACCUCGCAUGAGUGCAAGUUGUUUCGUGACAAUGCGAAAGGCACAGGGUUGGAGGAAGUCGUCUUGUCCACUGACGGAAAUCCCGAAGUCCUUGAGGACCACACGCGGGAUGAUGUUCUCAGUGAUCGACUAGCUGAAAUCGACUCGGAUGGAAACGAGCAGAUCACUUUGCAUGAGCUGCAAAUGUCAUUCCAGGAAGCGUUGGAGACUACAAUGCCUCUCGACGAGAUCGAGAUCAUGAUCAACUCUCUGGAGGUAGAUAGCAACAAUGAUGGCAUUCUAGAUAUUGCAGAGUUCCGUGCAGCCAAUGUGCCGGCCGUGAUCAGUUAUGUGAGGAACUACCACAACACUGUGCCGGGAAGUCGGCGUCGCUUCCUGCACCAAGCGACGUUCGAGGAGCAUGAGGAUGAAAACUGGCUGAGCAAUGUGCGCAAGCGCAUUGCCAAGGUGACUGAAAUCCCCGAGUCGUUUGUGAAGAAAAGUGAGCCGGUUCAAGUUAUUCGCUACACGUCCGGUGGAUUUGCUCAAUGUCACCUUGACAGCGCCGACCCGUUUCAGAGCAGCAGCAGCGGCGGCGGCAAUGCGGAUGGUCAGGAAGAGGAAGAGCAGGCUGAUGGUGAUGGUGAUGGUGCCGGAGAAGGACGCGGGGGACUGGCAUGCUGUACCUUCUACAGCGACCAGGCCGCGCAGUUUGCGAGCUGCCGAAAAUGCAGGUAUGCCACUGUUCUCAUGUACCUCACUGAUGUGGCGGACGGCGGCCAGACCGCAUUCCCUGCCGCCAACGUCACCGACAUCAACGUGAACGAGUCACGGAGAGAGGAGUUUACAUCCAUGACUGGCAGGCACAACCUGGUGGAGAACUGUGGAGGACUAACAGUGAAGCCGGAGCGUGGCAAAGCCCUUCUCUGGUACAGUCACCUGGCUCCGGAUUUGUCCGACGUCUCGAAAAACAUCAACAACAACGUCGGCCCCCUUGAUCACAGCACUCUGCGUGGCAGCUGCCAGGUGCACCGCGGCGACAAGUGGGUCGUUAACAACUGGAUCAACUAUGAGUUCUACCACGGUAGUCCACCAGACGGCUAUGGUAGCACCUGGGGCAUGGAAGCCGACGCCCCCAAGCCGCCGAGUCCGGCGCGUCAAAUCUUCCAGGCUAUCAUCAGUGGUGAGCAGGAGCGGAUGGAGGGGAGUCAAGAAAAGAACAGCGACACGCGCGACCAACCCCGUUCUCGCCCAAAGUCUCCCGCCGGCUCCCCGGAUCGUGGUGAUCGGACCGCGGGCGAAGAGCAUUUGCAUCAAGAACAUGAUGAAUUAUGACGAACAUGCUGUGAGUGACGGACUGACUCUGAACAGUAAUAUUUAUGUACAUCUAGCUCAAACACUGUUCACUAGAACUGGAAGUCCAUACUUUGGGUAAUAUCUAUUCUGCGGCAACAAGCAGUAAUAUAAAACAGUAUUGUUUCCCGGCUCAGUGAUCAUGAUGAGUUGAUCGUACAUGACUUAAAGAAGCGUGUAAACUGCACAUGCAGUACUAGUACAGAGCCGACGAUUGAUUAUAACCAAACGGACCUAACCCCUCGGGGCAGACGCUGUUCCGAAAUUUAUCUUCUGGACAAACAAAUUUUGCACUGCCAGUGUACUGGUGCAUGUUUGGAGACACUCGGCUGUACCUAAUGUUAUACAAUUCCAGUUUCCACAACAUAAUAAGAAUCAUUGUCGGUGUUUAGUAAGGAUGGCGUAACUCCUCUGUAGCCUUGUCAUGAUUUUAAUUUCUAUCGCCCACAGCCGCACAGAGUCCUCAGUGGCUACACAAAAUGAAAACCUCUCCAAAUCUCUCCAAAACAAACUUCAAAUUCUAUCCAAAUUUUCGCCUUCAGGGAUAUGUUAUUAUCGUUAUUAUUGUCGUUAUUGUUGUUACCGCAUCAUUCAGGACCGCCGGAAGCCGUUUCUGAUUGGUCCGGUAGUAUCAUCACCUUUCAUACUUUGUGUACGAUACGGCGGGUCCACGUGACCUCAGUAGGAAACGUGUACCGGUAUUGGUGGCCAAAAGUGUGGUCCAGUAAUAUCCUGACCAACCGGACCGGUUCCGGCGGGCCUGUCAUUUCAUACAGAAUUAUGAAGUCGCACAACUGAA